GAGUGUUUAUGCUUCGUCCGGUGUCAUGCCAUAUGAUCUAUUGGAGAGCGCGUUUAACUGUUUAAACCGUGACAUCCUGGGUCUCCUCUCCUUGACACUGGUGAACAGCGGACGCAUUCGAAGUGCAUGCUCAGUAAACUGUGGAAUCCAACAUGGCGGCAAUUUCAAGAGCGACAGGAAUUGAUGACUGGUGGAAAAGUCUUCUUGUUUUCUCUGUAUUGCUGAAAUCUCUCCUGAUACCUGCGUACCAUUCCAGUGAUUUUGAGGUGCACAGAAAUUGGCUUGCCAUUACAAACAGUUUGCCCUUGUCAAGAUGGUAUUAUGAGAAAACUUCAGAGUGGACUCUGGAUUAUCCGCCGCUAUUUGCCUGGUUUGAGUAUUUGUUAUCACAAGUAGCUGCCUUGGUCGAUCCUAGGAUGGUGAUUAUAAGCAAGUUACCUUAUACAAGUCUAUCAACUGUACUGUUCCAAAGAGGAUCUGUUAUGUUUACAGACCUGCUGUUGGCUUACGCUGUGAAGGAGUAUUGUAGCUAUCUUGCCAAGAAGUCUUCUGUUACUGUGCGCAAUUGUCUGAUCUUGGCUAUAUUGGUCAUUUUUAAUUUUGGUCUUCUGAUAGUGGAUCACAUUCAUUUCCAAUACAAUGGGUUCUUGUUUGGCAUUCUGCUUCUCUCUAUAACAAAGUUGUCGCAGGGAUGUGCAUUGGAAGGCUCUUUUUGGUUUGCAGUCCUGCUGAAUUUCAAACACAUCUUUCUCUACAUUGCCCCAGCAUACUUCAUUUUCCUUUUGCGAUCUUACUGUUUCCAACCAUCUGCAGCUGAAAAGAAAGAGAAACAGUUGAGAAUUUUUGGUGUAAAUAUUUGGGAUUUUUCCCCUUUGAAGUUGAUGAGACUUGGCAUCAUUGUGGUCUUUGUAUUUGGUCUUUCAUUUGGACCAUUCAUAGCCAUGGGUCAAUUACCUCAGGUGCUAUCAAGACUUUUUCCUUUCAAACGAGGUUUAUGCCAUGCCUACUGGGCUCCAAAUUUCUGGGCUUUGUACAAUGCACUGGACAAGGCUAUUGCUAUUUUUGGUUCAAAAGCAGGAAUCUUGCCCAAAGAUGCCAUGAAAAGUAAAGCCUCCAUGACAGGUGGUUUGGUUGGUCAGUCUGAGCACUUGAUUCUUCCAUCAGUUCCUCCAGUUGUCACAAUGAUCCUAACACUUUUUUCUGUGAUGCCUGCUCUAUGGCAUGUGUGGUUUAGGCCAUCAGGCAUCACUGGAUUUCUCCGCUGUCUCGUUCUUUGUGCCUUUGGUUCCUUCUUGUUCGGUUGGCAUGUGCACGAAAAGGCCAUCCUGAUGGUUAUUGUUCCUCUCAGCUUAAUGGCUGUUGUUGAAAGACGACCUGCACGGGUUUUUCUAUUGCUGAGCACAACAGGCCAUCUCUCACUGUUUCCUUUGCUGUUCCAGUCACAAGAAACUCCCAUUAAAGUCUUUCUCAUGCUGAUGUUUACAAUUUUCUCGUUCUACUCACUAUGUCUUGUUCACUGUGGGGAAUCUUCCGAAACGUCCAUAUCGGAUCUGUUCAAAUUACCCAUUGUUGAGUGGUACGAAGCGUGUUACUUGUAUGGUUUAGUUGUCUUGGAACUCUACUGCAGUGCCAUUCAUCCUUUUACUGUGCUUGCCGUUAAGCUGCCUUUUUUACCGCUCAUGCUUACGUCGGUGUAUUGUGCCGUGGGUGUGAUUUGGGCGUGGAUCUUAUUUUACGUGGACACUCUGACGAGCUCGCUGAUUAAUAGGGCAGCGGUGUCAACUAUAAGAGAAACUGUGGUUGGAAAACAGUCUGCCAAGAAGAAACAGUGAAAUGCCCCUUUGGACGAAGGUCAAGAGAUUCUACAGAUAAAUUAUAGUAGGCUAGUUUAAGAAAGUUUUUUGUCUCAAAACUUUGGGUUUUGAAUCCCUUUCAAACUAAAUUUUAAUACGGUGUUCUGGUAAUCACUUUGGAUUAGGAUAAGAUUGCUCGAAAUAUAUGACUCUCCUAAAUGUUAUGUUGAACUCGCAUGUCAAGUGUUCUUGUGACAAGCGUUCUUAGCUCUGAAAAUCUUCAAAUGGGUAAAAUAGAAACCAGCACAGAUUGCCUUAAGUCUUUUUUUUUUCUCUGACGAAUGUAGAUGAAAGGCGAACGCAUAUUUGACAUUCGAACAGGAAGAGAUUGGGUCGAGACCACUCAAAUAAAACUAGAAAUAGUCCACAGGCUGGAUUUCUUCUUGGCCUCUCGUCCCAGUCUUUUAUCUUCCUUAUCUCUUCAGGAUCUCGCCCUAACUUCAUUUCGCCUUAUAGGCUUUCACUCAGUAUUGAGAGAAUAUCGACAUACUGCCAGAAACCUACAAACAAGAGCAAAAAUAACACUUCCUGUCUACCUCUGUGACCGAAAUGAUAGGGGAAGAACGUGUAAUUAAAAAUUUAUAAAGAUAAGACCCAAAAAUUUGCGCGGGGGUAGAAUAUUAAGAUGUCACAGUUUAGCUCUUACUUCCUAUUGGGUCAAAGUCUAACUUAGGAAUCCACUGAGAUUAUGCCUCAGUCUUCCUCCCCUGCCAUGUGUUCUCUGAAGUUAAGCAUGUUGUACAGAGAAAGUAUCUAUUGUCGGGUACCCUUGUGGUAUAUAUCUCCUCAAAAAGAAAAUUGGGAACCUCGAGAUCCUAUACUUUGGACGCAUGCUCAUGAAAUUUAGCAGAUUUACCAAACUAGGCAUGAGUAACCUUAGGCAGUGUAAAAUUGGUUUCAUAGAAUAUCCAGUUUCGUGACCUGCUGAUGAAUCAUUUCAACAGGAGGGCGCUUAGAAAAAUUCUGUGCGUUGAAAACCUCUUUUGUUGUUGUUGUUUUUUCUUUUUUACAUUUUUGAACAACCAACUCCUCAUGUACUGCCUCAAAUCCAUCACGGAAAGAAUGUUCAGAGGUUUUCCUGUGCCAUCAAACCCUGCAGAGGCCUUUUGAGUCCUUCCACUUUUGAGGAAGGAGGGCAUGCAUCUGGUUAUGGACCCACGUUUCAAACGAGUGAAACUGUAAUUUGUUUAAUCACAAUUAGCAUAAAUUAAUAUUUUGCCGAUACGCAUUUGAGGACUGGUGUGAGGCAAGUGUGAGGUGCGUGGAGAGUUAUGGGAUCGUAGUUUGUAGUUUGAGGUCGUUAGUAGGGCGAGGAAAUCUGCGGUCAGUCUUCACCGUUUAAAUUUAUUAAGUUUUUUUUUUUUUUUCCUGAAAUAUCGUCAUGUUCAAAUGAGCUUUUACUUAGGGUUUUACUCGCAUACCUCUUUAAGUAACUGUUCUCCACUUGUGUACAUCAUGAUGUUAUCAUGAUAGGAUCAUAGGAUGCCCUAAAACCCCGAGGAUGGCACCAUUACCUUGGUUGGGGGUACGCGUUCCCCGCUUUUGCCACCUGCGGAUUUUUAAGGGUUAACGCGUCUGGCUUUGGUUCAUUUAGUUUCCAUCAGUCGCAAUAACCUUUUUCAAGCAUAUUGGUGUUAAAUAUACGGUACUGCGGCUUGGCUGACCAACGCACCCAGAUAUCAACACUGUGUGCCCAGUUGA
Molecule: messenger RNA, 3554 nt
Organism: Pocillopora verrucosa
Lineage: Eukaryota; Metazoa; Cnidaria; Anthozoa; Scleractinia; Pocilloporidae
Source: RefSeq, a predicted model, not a curated record